Molecule: messenger RNA, 1220 nt
Organism: Triplophysa rosa
Lineage: Eukaryota; Metazoa; Chordata; Actinopteri; Cypriniformes; Nemacheilidae
Exons: 5
Coding region: 149-898 (249 amino acids)
Source: RefSeq, a predicted model, not a curated record
CUUAAGUUUGAUUCUGCAUCACAGGCUGGGAAAAAGGCACUUUCAGAGGCGUUUGGCAUCCUAAACAUCCCGAAAACGACAUUUAGCAUGACGGACCUUAAAGGAGAAAAGUGUGUUUGGUGUUGAUGUAGAUGAAGUGAAGUCAGUGAUGGAGGGAGAUUCUGUCACUCUUCACACUCAUCUUACUCACAUACAGACACAAGAUCACAUACUGUGGCUGUUUGUUCCUCGGGGGGAUCUUAUUGCUGAGAUCUAUAAACAGGCCAAUUUGAGCUUGAUAUAUGAUGUAGGGAGAUUCAGACACAGACUGAAGCUGGACACUCAGACUGGUUCUCUCACCAUCACAAACAUCAGCAUCACAAACUCUGGACUUUAUAAACUACAAAUCCGCAAUAACACAAAAAUUUCAGACAUGAGAUUCAAUGUUACCGUCUAUGCUCGUCUGCCUGUUCCUGUCAUCAUCAGAGACUCUUCUCAAUGUUCUUCAUCAUCAGAAAGAUCUUCAGUGUCAAAAUGUGUGUUGUUGUGUUCAGUGAUGAAUGUGUCACGUGUGAGUCUCUCCUGGUACAAAGGAAAGAGUUUAUUGUCCAGCAUCAGUGUGUCUGAUCUCAACAUCAGACUCUCUCUACCUCUGGAGGUGGAAUAUCAGGAUACAAACACAUACAGAUGUGUCAUCAACAAUCACAUCACGAACCACACACAACAUCUCAACAUCAAUCAACUCUGCCGGACACAUUCAGAAUCUAAACCGGCUUGCAUAGUUUUAGCAUUAAUACUGUUUGUUCUGGUUCUCAUAUGUGGGAUAUGUUUCUACUGGAAAACAAGGCGAAGUAGGGCCCCUGUUGAGCAAGACAAUAGCGACUGCACCAAGGAACAAAAAAAUUCCAUAAUUUGUUAACAAAGAAGAAAACCGUCUGUUAUUGAUGCUGAUGAAGAUUUCUUGGAUGAUAUGGAAAUUUGAAGAAUGCAUAUUUUAUUUAAAUAGAAUUUGUAACAUAUGUCUGUAUGCUUUAAUGCAUCCUGAAAAAAUUAAAGUGUCUGUUUUUUUCCAAACUGCUCAUAAUGAGAUUUGACAGGUUUGAAUGUUAGUAGGCUAUCAUUUAUACCACAAAUGACCAGCGCUAUAAUAGAGAGAGAUUAGUGCAUUCAGUUCUUGUGACUAAAAUGUGAAAUUCCAGUAAAGGUGGAUUCGUAUAGGUAAAUUUUUGUAUUCAGGUCCU